Messenger RNA from Adineta ricciae, 1557 nucleotides. Lineage: Eukaryota; Metazoa; Rotifera; Eurotatoria; Adinetida; Adinetidae. The record is from the annotation of a GenBank genome assembly.
AUGACACGUGAUACAUAUAGAAACGUUUUGCUCGUUGGAGGUGCCGGAGAUUUAGGAAAGCACAUUCUUUCCGGUCUUCUUGAAGAUUCUUCAUUUAAUGUCACGGUACUUUCACGGGUCAACUCCAAUUCGGUAUUUCCUUCGGAUGUCAAAGUUCUUAAGGUUGAUUAUUCAAACAAGAACUCAAUUCUCGAGUCACUUACAGGCCAAGACGUGGUUAUAUCAGCAGUAGGAGGUGAAGGUCUCUCUGAAAAUAUCGAUAUGAUUCUUGUUGAAUGUGCACUUCAAGCAGAUGUCAAAUGGUUUAUUCCAUCUCAAUUUGUUAGUGAUAUUAGUCAUCCGUUUUAUUCAUCUCUUCCUUUUACAACAUCGAAAAUUAAAACAAUGGAAUUACUGAAGGAAAAUGAAUCUAAGAUGGCAUAUACUUUUAUUACAACUGGAACUUUUCUUGAUUGGGGUUUGGAGAANUCUGAAAAUAUCGAUAUGAUUCUUGUUGAAUGUGCACUUCAAGCAGAUGUCAAAUGGUUUAUUCCAUCUCAAUUUGUUAGUGAUAUUAGUCAUCCGUUUUAUUCAUCUCUUCCUUUUACAACACCGAAAAUUGAAACAAUGGAAUUACUGAAGAAAAAUGAAUCUAAGAUGGCAUAUACUUUUAUUACAACUGGAACUUUUCUUGAUUGGGGUUUGGAUAAUGGAUUUUUAGGUUUUGAUAUUCCAAAUCGUACGGUUACUUUAUAUGAUCAUGGAGAAAACUUCUUCUCAGCAACUACUCUAUCUUCAGUUGUCAAGGCAGUCGUUGCUAUUCUUCAUCAUCCUCAACUCGCACAGAACAAGCGCAUUUACAUUGCUGAUGCUACAAUGACGCAAAAUGAAAUAUUGCAACUCUUUGAAAAAUAUACAAAUACGAAAUGGACAAUAAAACACAUGUCUACAGAUGAUUCAUUUAAACAGGGUGCAGAAAACUAUGCUAAUGGUGAUAGGAGAAAGGGUAUUCAUCAAUAUCUUAUGUCUGUUAUUUAUAAUGGAAAAGGAGCUUCUCGAUUCGACGAUAAGCUAAGCAAUAAAGCUCUUGGUCUUCCGUCAAUACAACCGGAAGAAAUCAUCAAAGAAGUAGUUCAACGAUGUUUUGAUAUUCGAAAUCGUACGGUUACUUUAUAUGAUCAUGGAGAAAACUUCUUCUCAGCAACUACUCUAUCUUCAGUUGUCAAGGCAGUCGUUGCUAUUCUUCAUCAUCCUCAACUAGCACAAAACAAACGCAUUUACAUUGCCGAUGCUACAAUGACGCAAAACGAAAUAUUGCAACUCUUUGAAAAAUAUACAAAUACGAAAUGGACAAUUAAACAUAUGUCUACAGAUGAUUCUUUUAAACAGGGUGCAGAAAAUUAUGCUAAUGGUGAUAAAAGAAAGGGUAUUCAUCAAUAUCUUAUGUCUGUUAUUUAUAAUGGAAAAGGAGCUUCUCGAUUCGACGAUAAGCUAAGCAAUGAAGUUCUUGGUCUUCCGUCGAUACAACCAGAAGAAAUUAUCAAAGAAGCAGUUCAACGAUGUAAAAGUUUACAAUGA